AUGCUUCACACUUCUUCUUCGGCACCGGAAACGCUGCAAGAGAACGAAGAUGACUCUAUGUACGUGGUUCGUCGUGUCCUCUUCGUAAUGACGAGAUAGUCGCUCCCGCCCGCGUUCGUCACUGGCUUCGCUAUUGCUUAUAUACCUAGUCAUCUCCACUGACAUUACUCCAUACUUUUGUGAUUGUACAUGCGUAUAUGCGCCUAUGGCACACUGUUCAAAGACCCGAGCUUGUACAAGAGCGGGCCAAGGUGCCUCUAACAAUCCUCACAGGAUACCUCGGUGCAGGUAAAUCAACGCUUCUCGAGUACAUCCUAACUCAACAACACGGAUAUCGUAUCGCCGUCAUCAUGAACGAAUUCGGCGACACGGGGGACAUCGAAUGUGAGCCCAGAAAAUCUGCCUCGGGCCCUAGGGCAUAAGCCCGAGCAUUUUGGCGCAACAUGGGCUAGUCCGGCUCAUUCUUGUGUUGCCAAACAUCUCCUCGUCAUCACCCUGAAAUAGCCAAAGCGAUCAACGUGUCGUCCGGCAGUGACUCGGUUGAAGAAUGGCUCGAUCUCAACAAUGGAUGCCUUUGUUGCUCGGUCCGCGACACAGGACUGUCCGCGAUUCUGACGCUCAUGGAGAAGAAAGGCCGCUUCGAUCACAUCAUCCUUGAAACAACAGGCCUGGCUGAUCCCGCCCCGAUCAUUCAAGCGUUCUGGAACGAGCCAGCACUUUGUUUGGGUAAGCUGCUCAUUCGUGCCUUGGACCAGUGAUUGGCGAGGACGUCCACUGAGCUUGGCUCGAGUUCCCUGGUCGUCCUCACAGACGUGGUGCUUGACGCAGUUGUAACCGUAGUUGACGCACAGGGAAUCGAGGUAGUAAGUGACCUGAAGCCGCUUCCUACAUUAUACGCUAGCCUGGUAACCGUAUUUUGUACCCUCGUGGCAGCAAUUACGAGAACAGCGAAAGGACGGUGUUGAAAACGAGGCGCAAAGGUCCGUCCACUCGUCGGGACUAUAUCCCGCGAAGAUUCGCUGAUCCAUUCUUGUGGUGCCUCACCCCCGUUAGGCAAGUUGGUUCUUCAGAUGUUAUACUAUUGAACAAGGUCGAUUUGUCAACACCACAUCUUCUUGACCGUAUCGAGCUUGCGCUUCGGUGGGUUCCCGUCCUUGCCAACGUGGUGCUCAUUUGCCGGCGCUGAGAAUCACAACGUCGAUGUGCCCAGCGCUUUGAAUCCAACGGCCCUAGUACAUCGUACGACUAGGGCCGCGAUACAACUUUCUGCCGUACUGAACCUCAACAUGUACACUGCUUCUACGUCUUUCGACAUCUCGUUCCCCUCAUCGGACCCCAAGACAGGCUUGGCCUUAUCUCAUCUUCACACCGACCAGUGCGGGGUCGAAGGUCGCUGUCAAGAACAAGACUUGACGCACCAAAACGAUAUCACGAGUGUUUCCAUUGGGCUACCCUACCUUACGGAGCACGAUAUACGCCUGGGCACGUUCUAUCGAGUUAUUCGAGAUUUGCUGUGGGAAGGAAUGGUGCCGGACGAAGAGCCCACAACCGCCUCUCCCUCACAUCAAGCUGAGUCCGUCAGUAUUCUCCGGACCAAGGCCUUGCUGCACGCCCACGAUACAGGUCGGACGUUCGUUUUGCAAGGCGUCCGAGAAGUUUUUGAUCUAUACGAGGUGGCGUCAAUGGACGCUCAAGCUGUGCAGGGUGCCAUGCCCCUGUCAAAACUGGUCCUCAUAGGUAGAGGUUUGAUCUCUUCAAGGAUUGAGCAUCGAAUUUUGACUGCGCUCAGAGUAUGA
Messenger RNA from Microbotryum saponariae, 1796 nucleotides. Lineage: Eukaryota; Fungi; Basidiomycota; Microbotryomycetes; Microbotryales; Microbotryaceae. The record is from the annotation of a GenBank genome assembly.